UCGUUCUCAGCGGACCGAUCUGUCGGUGGGGUGCGCACGACCGCUCUGCGGGGAGUCAGUGAAGUUAUAACACCGAGGUAUGGGGAUCCGAGCCCUUGACCUUUGUGUUUCAACACGGUGCUUUAACCAGAUGAGCUAACCAGCCAUCCAGGCACCGGUUCUAAUGCAAGAUUGGUGCGUUACAAAAGUGCCUAUCUAGGGAGGCACCCUUUUGGCACAUCCUGUUUCUUCAUUUUCCCACCCUCAAAUUCAGCAAGAAUCUGCAAUAGAGGAAAGAACGCUACACUUGGAGUCAAAAGGCUGGCAUUCGAGUCCUGGUUUGCUCAUUAGCAUCUAUUUUUGUGUCAGAUAUGAUGAUGGAGAACUGAAGAACAUCAGCUACGUACGGAGGCCAUUGAAACACUUCCUGUAGCCAGAGACACCAAACUCCUGACAGGAGCAUUAUUUCAUUUGGAAUUUCAGCAUUAAAGAGGAUCACUUCUCAAAAAUUAGGAAAACCUAUAGGGCCUUGCAGCCCGAGGAAGCAUGUAUCCAGCGAUUGUGUGCACAAUGAAUGAAGAUCCCACAGACCUGCUAGUGGACUCUGUACUAAAGUAGAGUGUGUGGCCAUCCUCCAGAUGGGGAACUAUCAACCCCUUGGUGAGAUUAUGACAUCCCUCACACCCACCCCAGAGAUGGGCAGCAGUGAACCCCUUCCCAUCGCAGAUGAUGAUAAGAAGAAGAGGAAGAAGCGGAAGGCCCGGGCCACAGACUCCUUGCCAGGAAAGUUUGAAGAUUUGUACAAGCUGACCUCUGAAUUGCUUGGAGAGGGAGCCUAUGCCAAAGUUCAAGGUGCCGUGAGCCUGCAGAAUGGCAAAGAGUAUGCUGUCAAAAUCAUCGAAAAACAAGCCGGGCACAGUCGGAGUAGGGUGUUUCGAGAGGUGGAGACGCUCUAUCAGUGUCAAGGAAACAAGAACAUUUUGGAGCUGAUUGAGUUCUUUGAAGAUGACACAAGGUUUUACCUGGUCUUUGAGAAAUUGCAAGGAGGCUCCAUCCUCGCCCACAUCCAGAAGCGGAAACACUUCAAUGAGCGAGAAGCCAGCCGAGUGGUGCGGGAUGUUGCUGCUGCCCUUGACUUCCUGCAUACCAAAGGCAUUGCUCAUCGUGAUCUCAAGCCGGAAAAUAUAUUGUGUGAAUCUCCAGAAAAGGUGUCUCCAGUGAAAAUCUGUGACUUUGACUUGGGCAGUGGGGUGAAACUGAACAACUCCUGCACACCCAUAACCACCCCAGAGCUGACCACUCCAUGCGGUUCUGCAGAAUACAUGGCCCCCGAGGUGGUGGAGGUCUUCACAGACGAAGCUACUUUCUAUGACAAGCGCUGUGACCUGUGGAGCCUGGGCGUGGUCCUCUACAUCAUGCUGAGUGGCUACCCACCCUUUGUAGGUCACUGCGGGGCUGACUGUGGCUGGGACCGGGGAGAGGUCUGCAGGCUGUGUCAGAACAAGCUGUUUGAGAGCAUCCAGGAAGGCAAGUAUGAGUUUCCUGACAAGGACUGGGCACACAUUUCCAGUGAGGCCAAAGACCUCAUCUCCAAGCUCCUGGUUCGAGAUGCAAAGCAAAGACUCAGCGCCGCCCAAGUUCUGCAGCACCCAUGGGUGCAGGGGCAAGCUCCAGAAAGGGGACUCCCCACGCCGCAAGUCCUCCAGAGGAACAGUAGCACGAUGGACUUGACUCUGUUCGCAGCCGAGGCCAUCGCCCUCAACCGCCAGCUGUCUCAGCACGAGGAGAACGAACUGGCAGAGGAGCCGCAGGCACUGGCUGAGGCCCUCUGCUCUGUGAAGCUUUCCCCUCCAUCCAAGUCACGCCUGGCCCGCCGGCGUGCCCUGGCCCAUGCAGGCCGCAGUGGAGAGGUGGGACCGUGCCAAAGACCCACAGCACUCUGAACUGCUCCAGCCGCACCUUGUAGGCCUAGGCCUGUCCAGGCAUUGCCCCCUGGAAACGUGUGAGGCCAAAGUCUGCAGAGCAGGCAGAGGGGCCUGCUCCAUGGCUCUAUUCAGGCUUUUUCAUCUACGAAGGACCUGAGAUUCCCACCCAAUCCCCCAUUUCACCAGGGUCCUCCUGGAAAAAGCUGUUUCCAAAGGGGUUGUCUUUGAAAAGGAAAGCAAUCACUUGUCACUUUGCAUAAUCGCCUGCGGUGGAGACAUCUCUUUGCUGGGCUCCACCUGCUCACCUGCCUGCCUGCGGAUCCCAGAUCCAGCCUGCUGUCCCCACAACUGCUGACUGCUGAGGCUGCAGCCUUCAGGGAGCCAGCUUUGAGAAGCAUCAGUUGACAGAGGCUGACAACAUGUGCCUCUUCUCUCUCUGCACUGUCACCCUGCUCUGACGGUCCUUCCACCUUUCUCUGUCCUCUAGAUGUCCUCUCUGCCUGUCCUCUCCCUUGGCUGAGCAAAGCCAUCCCCUCAAUUUGGGGAAGGGCAGGGAGCCUUCCUCAUUUGGGAAGCCAGAUCAGUCUUUCAGUCUGUAGCACAGAGAAGCACAUAAUCUUUCUUUGCCAUGACCGAAAUGUGUCCCUCAUUUAUCAACCUCUUCUUUGUGAUGCUACUAAAGUCAGUAUUAUUUUUUUUAAUGUUUGGGUUUUUUUAACCAUGCCGUUCCAGCAAAGAUGGGACUUUAAACUCCCACUGCAAGCCCAUGGGCUUUCCAGAGCAUGUAACUGAAUAUCUCACUCUUCUUUCUGGAAUGUUCAUGCACUUGGGUUUUAAUCAGCUGUUCCUUAUUAUUCUAACUGGUUUUAAACUAUUACUGUGAUGAGCAACCUAGAGACGGUGUCAGCGUCUGCUACUGCUGUGUUCCCCAGGUCACUUAUGGAGAGUGGUAUGGAUCUGGGGCAGUUAGAUGGAGCUUUGUGCCUGAGGUGAAGCCAGAUUGGAGGCAGCCCUGCUGCCCUGGUCUGAGCAAAGUGAAGCUGGUGGCGUCUGCUACCCAAGAGCGUGAAGGUACAGCCAUUGGCAGAUAAGCUGAGCUAUAGAGUUACAUAAAGAAAACAGAUUUGCCUAUAUCAGACAUUUAUACAACACAACAAUGCUAUUA
Cynocephalus volans (Philippine flying lemur) is the source of this 3069-nucleotide messenger RNA. RefSeq names its product MAPK interacting serine/threonine kinase 1 (gene MKNK1). Gene Ontology annotation, molecular function: calcium-dependent protein serine/threonine kinase activity; calmodulin binding; ATP binding. Gene Ontology annotation, biological process: intracellular signal transduction; peptidyl-serine phosphorylation; protein autophosphorylation. Gene Ontology annotation, cellular component: cytoplasm; nucleus. NCBI's taxonomy places the organism in Eukaryota, Metazoa, Chordata, Mammalia, Dermoptera, Cynocephalidae. The record is from RefSeq and is a predicted model, not a curated record. Bases 618 to 1922 code for a protein of 434 amino acids. The transcript has 15 exons.